This is a messenger RNA of Mirounga angustirostris (Northern elephant seal), 1196 nucleotides long. Its product is annotated as cyclin-dependent kinase-like 1. Gene Ontology annotation, biological process: protein phosphorylation. The record is from RefSeq and is a predicted model, not a curated record. Lineage: Eukaryota; Metazoa; Chordata; Mammalia; Carnivora; Phocidae. Gene Ontology annotation, molecular function: protein serine/threonine kinase activity; ATP binding. The transcript has 2 exons. Gene Ontology annotation, cellular component: nucleus.
AUGACUAGGAAGAGGAACCCCCAAAAUAGGAAAGACUCAGAGACUGUAACUUCCUCCACAGAUUUACAAAUGGAUACAGAUAGAAACAAGAUGUCAGAAAUGGACUUCAGGUUAACAGUUAUGAAGACAGUAGCUAGAAUGGAGAAAUUGAUUAAUGGCAACAUAGAGUCUCUAAGGACAGAAAUGAAAGCUGAACUUGCAGAAUUUAAAAUUGCUAUCAAUGAGAUCCAAUCUAAUCUAGAUACUCUAACAGCUAGGGUAAAUGAAGCAGAAGAACAAAUUAGUAAUCUAGAAGACCAACUGAUAGAAAAGAAGGAAAAAGAUGAGGCAUGGGAGAAACAGCUCCAAAUCCACGAAAAUAGGAUUAGAGAAAUAAGUGACAUCAUGAAACAUUCCAAUGGACUCUCCCCAGAGUGCAUACAUAGAGAUGUGAAGCCAGAAAAUAUCCUCAUCACAAAACAUUCAGUGAUUAAGCUCUGUGACUUUGGAUUUGCUCGGCUUUUGACUGGACUGAGUGACUACUACACAGACUACGUGGCCACCACGUAGCGCUCCCCAGCACUCUUGGUGGGGGACACGCAGUACGGCACCCCAGUAGAUGUUUGGGCAGUUUGCUGUGUCUUUGCUGAGCUGCUGUCAGGGGUGCCUCUGUGGCCAGGAAAAUCAGAUGUAGAUCAGCUCUGUCUAACCAGGAAGACCUUGGGAGAUCUCAUUCCUAGGCACCAACAAGUAUUUAGCACAAAUCAGGACUUCAGUGGGGUGAAAAUUCCAAACAGUGAAGAUAUGGAACCACUGGAAUUAAAAUUUCCAAACAUCUCUUAUCCUGCCCUGGGGCUCUUAAAGGGCUGUCUCCACAUGAAUCCUGCUGAGAGACUGACAUGUGAACAGCUGUUACAGCAUCCGUAUUUUGACAGCAUCAGAGAAAUGGGGCCUUCGGCCAAAGAGCUUGACCGACUGGUAAGGAAGACCCUAAGACAGAGCCGAAAGCACCUGCCUGGGUUGCAGGGCCUACCUCAGCUGACCAGCAGUGGCUUCCUUCCAGCUUUGGAUAAUAAGAAGUACUACUGGAAUAUGAAGAAACUGAACUACCAACUUCCAAACAUUUAAGGAGCUUGGAGAUGGAUGAUGAAAAAGGAGUUAAUAAUUUGGAGAAAAUGAAAUGUAUACGUUUGCUUGAAAACAAUCAUGAUGUUGAA